Molecule: messenger RNA, 1181 nt
Organism: Telopea speciosissima
Lineage: Eukaryota; Viridiplantae; Streptophyta; Magnoliopsida; Proteales; Proteaceae
Product: RNA-binding protein CP29B, chloroplastic-like
Exons: 5
Coding region: 100-939 (279 amino acids)
Cellular component (GO): cytosol
Molecular function (GO): mRNA binding
Source: RefSeq, a predicted model, not a curated record
UAAGUAUCUCAGCGUCUCUUCUCUCUCUCUGUCUCUCUAGCUAAAGUUGCUAGUGUUUCCUCUCGCUCCUUGGAACCUUAUCGGGAGCGGCAGCAGAAAAUGGCUUCGUCUUCUUUGUUCUUCCCUUCGUUCUCUACCCACACCCUAUCUUUCUCUAAAACCCAGAACCCUUCUGUCACUCUCUUCUCUACCGUCUCCCUAACUUCUUCUGCCAAAUGUAACAACAGGGCUACAACGAUUUCCUUCUCAUUUCCCUCAAAGAUUAGGAGGUGCGUUGGCCUUUCGUCGUCCCGUUUCACUCCUAAAGUAGCCAUCUCAUCUCAAUUCGAGCAAGAGGAGGAUUUCAUAACCGAAGAUGAACGGACUUUCUCUCCUAAUUUGAAACUCUUUGUGGGUAACCUCCCUUUCAAUGUUGACAGCUCAGAGCUUGCUGGAUUGUUCGGACGCGCCGGAAAUGUUGAGAUGGUCGAGGUUAUUUAUGACAAGAUGACCGGAAGAAGCCGGGGUUUUGGGUUUGUGACUAUGUCUACCCUCAAGGAAGUCGAUGCAGCUGCUAUGCAGUUCAAUGGCUAUGAACUUGAAGGAAGGCCAUUGAGAGUGAACGCUGGACCUCCACCUCCCAAGGAAGAAGGUUUUUCAAGGGGACCUCGAGGUGGAGGUGGGGGAAGUUUUAAUGCUGCCAAUCGGGUUCAUGUGGGUAACCUAUCAUGGGGUGUUGAUGAUUUAGCUCUUGAAUCCCUGUUCAGUGAACAAGGAAAGGUAAUGGAGGCCAGGGUUGUGUAUGACAGGGAAAGUGGUAGAUCAAGGGGUUUUGGGUUUGUCACCUACGGUUCUGCUGAAGAGGUGAACAAUGCAAUUUCAACUCUCGAUGGUGUUGACUUGAAAGGCAGAUCGAUCCGAGUAACCAUGGCAGAAACCAAGCCAAGGCGCCAAUUUUGAUUUCUGGAUCUUCUCUACCUCCUUCCUUGAUCAAGAAAAGACUUAUGGUGGUAUCGCAUCAUAACAGCUUGGAGCUCUCAGCAUUUUGAUUGGUUGGGAUUGUGAUGACUAUACUUCGGUAGCUAUCUCCAAGUGCUGUAUCUAUCUCUGGUUUUUUUUUUUUUUAUUUACUUUUUGGCAUUAUAUGGCUAACAAGGUAAUGGACUCCGGUAUGAGAUCUUUCAGAGGAUAUGUUUUCUUCA